Cuscuta europaea is the source of this 475-nucleotide messenger RNA. The record is from the annotation of a GenBank genome assembly. NCBI's taxonomy places the organism in Eukaryota, Viridiplantae, Streptophyta, Magnoliopsida, Solanales, Convolvulaceae.
CAGUUCAGGAAUUCUUUUUGGGCUUACCUAUUCCUAAGGGAAUGUCAAGUGCUAUGCUGGUGCUUAUUCCUAAGAAAGAUAAUCCUAAUACCUUUUCUGACUUCAGACCUAUCUGUCUGUCUAAUUUUCUGAGCAAAGUGUGCACUAAAGUCUUGGUUACAAGGCUUGACAGUAUACUCCCCAAAAUCAUAUCCAAAGAACAUGCUGGUUUUAUGAAGCAAAGAGACAUCGCUGAUCAGGUUGAAGCUAGAGCUUACUUCCUACACCCAUUGUUCGGAAGAUCGAUGGAGAGAAGACGUGGUUCAUGCUUCCUCUGGUUCUAUUUCUAAAUAAUUAAAUAAUGCUCGUGGAACUAUUUUUGACUUAUAAAUUAAUGGAGCCUACGAGCUCUUGUUUUACCCUCGUGUGGAUUCUUAUUAAACACUUAUAUUCCGAUAUGUGUUUGAUUGUAUGUUGAUGUUGUUAUGUAUGUUUA